AUGUCGGGGUUUACACCAUUCUAUGCGCCACGACAAGAGGGUUUAUACAGUUUUGGUGGGAUUACGCCACCACAAAACACGCCGGAUCAACAACAAGUUAUCGACAAUCCAUCUCCAAGACUAUCAUCGUCAAGACCACCAUCACCAACGCCCGUUUCCCCCGACGUUGAAAUUGUUCAAGAAACGCAACCCGAAUCUCAACUCGAAAGUCAACCCGAAAACCAAGCCGGCGGUUCAAAACCCAAGAAGCGUUCACACAAGAAAAAGUCCCCCGGCGAAGUGAGGUUGAGAGCUCCCUCGAUUCCAUGGUCACGGGAGGAAGGAAUGGCGCUAUGCGCGGCUUGGUUAUCGGUUACCGAAGACCCGGAGGAAGCUAAUUAUCAAAAGGAGAAGACGUAUUGGAUAAGGAUAACGGAUGGUUUGAGAACACUUUUGAAGAAGCCGAAAGAUUAUCGUGACCCGGAAGGUAUUGGUGCAAAAUGGAGGGGUAUCCGUCCAUUUAUCCAAAACUUCAAUGCAAUCUACACUCGUCUCACUAACUCGAACAAUCAUCAAAGUGGUGCAAAUGAUACGGAUGUGAUUAAGAGAGCUCUCGCCGAGUUUCAUGGGACUUACAAGACGCAUUUCAAGUAUUUGGAUAUUUGUGAAAAGAUUAGAUGGUCGUCGAAGUUUCAUUAUGUGACCAACACUAAUGUUAAGACAACCCGUGGAGAACCGACCACAAAAAGGUCGAAAACGUCAUCCUCCAACGAACCACAAAGUCAAGGUUCGGAUGCACGUUUCGAGUUUGAUUUAAAUAACAUGACCGAGGAUGAGUCAGCGUUCCUGGAGCGCCCGUGCGGGAGAGACGCAGCUAAGAAAGCCGCUCAUGGAGGGUCGUCGAGUUCUUCCGGCAAGGGAAAAGCGGUGGCUAGGUAUUCGGAGACGUUUGAUAAUCUCUCGAAGAAGUUGGAUGGUUUGUUUGAGGCGAGUAGGGAGCGGAUCAAUUGGGCAAGCAAAAGGUGGAGAUUGGACGAAAAAGACUUGAAUAAAAGAAUGCUCAACUCAAGCUAGCACAGUUGAAAGUGUUGAGCACCGACUACGGUUAUCUUAAUGAAGAAGAUAGAUCAAUCAUGGAGAAGGCGAAA
Molecule: messenger RNA, 1127 nt
Organism: Erigeron canadensis
Lineage: Eukaryota; Viridiplantae; Streptophyta; Magnoliopsida; Asterales; Asteraceae
Product: glutathione S-transferase T3-like
Exons: 4
Coding region: 1-1053 (350 amino acids)
Source: RefSeq, a predicted model, not a curated record